Nerophis ophidion (straightnose pipefish) is the source of this 1007-nucleotide messenger RNA. RefSeq names its product metabotropic glutamate receptor 3-like. Gene Ontology annotation, biological process: G protein-coupled glutamate receptor signaling pathway; regulation of synaptic transmission, glutamatergic. The transcript is spliced from 3 exons. Gene Ontology annotation, cellular component: membrane. NCBI's taxonomy places the organism in Eukaryota, Metazoa, Chordata, Actinopteri, Syngnathiformes, Syngnathidae. Bases 28 to 414 code for a protein of 128 amino acids. Gene Ontology annotation, molecular function: group II metabotropic glutamate receptor activity. The record is from RefSeq and is a predicted model, not a curated record.
GGAAAUUUGGAGAGAGACUUGGAGAGCAUGAGACAAAACAGGACUGAAAUGUUGUGUGUCAUGCAAGUGCUUGAUGACAAAAUAAAAGCAGUUGUUGAAUCAGAACACCGGUAUCCAGCUGAAGUGCAGACCACCACCAUGUGCAUCUCGGUCAGUCUGAGCGGCUCUGUGGUUCUGGGCUGCCUCUUCGCUCCUAAGAUCCACAUCAUCCUGUUCCAGCCUCAGAAGAACGUGUCCACGCUGCGGGUCACAACCAACCGCUUCAGUGCCACCGUGUCGGCCUCCGCCUCCGCCUCUGCCUCCGCCUCCGCCUCCGCCCCCAGCUCCAGUUACUCCAAAGGGUCGGCUUCAAACUACGUGCCAGCGGUUUGUAACGGCCGUGAGGUGCUGGACUCCACAACUUCCUCUUUGUGAGAACCUUCCGCUGUCCUCAGUGAGGCCAGGUCGCCAUGGCGUGCAGCAAAAGUUGGGAUGAGAUAUUUGUGUCUUGUUACGCAACCAAAAAAUAAUUUGCGACCAAAAAAAUAUUUAAAAAAAAUAUACAAUACAAUAAAAAUGGAUUCAAAAUUGCCAGUUAAUUUCCCCCCAAAAAUAUUUUGGUUGCUAAUCAUUUUUUUAUUGUUACAAAUACUUUUAUUUGGUAAUGAAUCCUUUUUAUUUUUUAUUAUAAACCUUUUUUUGCUUAUAAAUAUGUUUUUUUGUUGCGACUCAUUUUAUGUAGUAUAAAUAUUUUCUGGGUUAUAAAUCAAAAUUGUUAUAAUAAUUAUUUUUUUAUAGAAAAUUAUUUUGUGGCUCAAUAAUCACUUUUUUGGUUGCAAUUUUUUGAGGGGUUCCAAAUAUUGUUUUGGUUAUAAAUAGUUUUUUGGCUAUCCAUCAUUUUUUGCUUGAAAAUAUUUUUUGUUAAAUUUGUUUUGGUUAUCAAUUAGUUCUUUUGGUUGCACUUUUUUGGGGGUCACAAAUAUUUGUUUUGUUAUAAAUAGUUUUGGGGUUUUUUUAAUGUUUUUUUU